GUUUUAUGAUCACACUCCAACACAUACAGCCACAUCUCCGACUCAGAAACGUCCUGUCUGUGAGCGGUUCUCAACAAUACGUCUCUCGUGUUUUGGCUUUAACAAGUGCGACUGCAAUGUGCUGUAACAGGCCUAACUUCAGGGAGAGAAGAAUGGGGUCUCUGGCCAUGCUGUGGCCAGCCCUCUUCCUCCUUUUCCCCUGUCAGGGUCAAAGUUCAACCACAGGGGUUGUGGAGAGGUCAACCUGCGGUCCAUGUGACGAGCGUCUCUUUUGCAACUGCUCCUCCCGGAACUACACCUACAUUCCAACAGUGGAGAUUGUAGACGUCCUGACCCUUGACCUCUCCUCCAAUUCAAUCACCACGGUUGCAGAGGACGACCUCAGAGAUUACGAGCAUUUACAAACUCUUGAUCUCCAUAGCAACAAGAUCCAGAGCAUCCAUGACAGGUCCUUCAGCCAUCAGCAGAGGCUAUUGGCUUUAGACUUGUCCAACAACCAGCUGGAUGUUCUGUCUCCAGCCUGGUUCUCCAAACUCCAAUCCCUACAACAUCUUAGCCUAUUGGGAAAUGGUUACAGGACACUGGGCCCUGAAGGGACUUUCCCUCUCUUCAGGUCUCUGAACAGUCUAAGGACCCUACGGUUUGGAAAUCCUGGACUAGAGGAGGUCAGGAGAGGGGAUCUCGUCGGAGUCAGACAGCUGAAUGAGUUGGAGGUCUAUGGGAAUAACCUGAAGAGGUAUGAUCCUGGAAGUCUGGGUGACAUUUGGCCUCUUGGGGUGGUGACCUUGCAUUUAAGAGGUCCAUUUCAGGACGACCCAGCACUUGUUUCCUCCAUAUUCCGUGAUGUCGCCAACCCAGAAACCUCCCUGGUGGUUGCUGAUGUCCUGUUGACAGGGAAGUUGUCCACUGGACCUUUCGCUGUGACCAACCAGCAGCGCACACGGUCCAUCAUGCUUAGGAACUCCACCUUGACUGACGAGGCCAUCGUUUACCUCCUCAAGGUGAUGGAUGGGGCUCCAUUAGAGUUUAUUGGGUCGGAAUAUAUGCUGUUUAAGGGCACAGGCUCCUGGAAGGAGGCCAGAAGAACUCGCCAUGAGAACCUAGAUACCGUCUACUUCAGGAACAUACAGGUCAUCGAUGCCUAUAGAUUCACCUCCUUCCUGCCGGUUGCUUUUUUACUGAAGUACCUCAGAAAGAUCUCCCUCAUCAACUGUACGGUGUUUGUGAUGCCGUGUCUGACCUCAACCCUGCUAAUUAAUCUGGAGCAUCUGGACCUAAGCGGCAAUCUGCUAAGCGACCUGACCCUCACGGAAUCUCUGUGCCACGGGAAAGGAUACCUGAAGAAGCUCAGAGUUCUUAACGUCAGCGACAACGCGCUCAAGUCCCUCUCCCUCAUCAGCCAACAGCUGGUGUUCCGUCUUGACAAACUGGUCCACCUGGACAUCAGUCAGAACGCCUACACCUCCAUGCCCCCAGCCUGCUCCUGGCCCCCGACCCUGACUCACCUCAACCUCUCCUGGGCCAAGCUACGGAGGGUCACCCCCUGUCUGCCCCAGAGCCUGGAGGUGCUGGAUCUGGGACACAACGACCUGACCUUCUUCCACAGUGUGUCUCUCCGGGCCCUGAGGGAGCUCCACCUUUCUGGGAACAAGCUGAUGCAACUUCCCCCUGGAUGGCUGUUACCUAGCUUGGAGAUCCUUCUGAUACAGAGCAACAGCCUGAACAUGUUCGGACCCCUCGAUCUCCUUCACUACAGGAGGCUCAGAGAGCUGCAGGUCGGCUGGAACAGGUUUGUGUGUUCCUGUGAGUUUGUCUCCUUCAUUGUGAAGAUGUGGGGUGAAGCUGCUGAGAGCAGUGUGGAGCUAGUAGACCGACCGGAAACCUACCUCUGUGACUCACCACUGCCCCUACAGGGCCAGAGGUUGGACAAAGUCCAGCUGUCAGCUCUUGAGUGUCACCCUGUCCUCCUUGUAUCAACGCUCUGUGGCUUCACACUGGUUUCUGGGAUCCUUGUGGGAAUUGUACUCUGGAAGCUCCACGCUAUGUGGUACUUGAAGAUGAUGUGGGCAUGGCUUAAAGCCAAACGAAAUUCCAGGAGGCAGAAACGCUGGAACGCUGACCCCCUCUGUUAUGAUGCGUUUGUAUCGUAUAGCGAGCACGAUGAGGGAUGGGUAGAGGAAUUCCUUGUUCCUGAGCUGGAGAAUUCCCAGCCUCCACUCUCCCUAUGCCUCCACAAGAGAGAUUUUCUCCCAGGACACUGGAUUGUUGACAACAUAAUCAACGCCAUGGAACGCAGCCGACGGACACUCUUUGUCCUUUCCGAAAGCUUUGUCCACUCAGAGUGGUGCCGGUACGAGUUGGACUUUUCCCAUUUUCGCCUGUUUGACGGGAACACGGAUGCAGCCAUCCUGGUGCUCCUGGAACCCAUCUCAAAGGACAACGUUCCCAAACGUUUCUGCAAGCUCCGUAAAUUGAUGAGCUCUCGUACGUACCUGGAGUGGCCGACGGAGGAGGAGAGGAGGAAUGAGUUCUGGUCCAACCUCCGCCUGGCUGUGAGGGGAGACGACACUGGGUGAUCCAACUGGGUUACAGAAGACAGAAAGUGUGGGAUUCCAGAAAUCAGGUCCCAGGAUUAUAUAAACUACUGUCCGCUCAGUAGUUAACAAAUGUUGAUUGGUCAACAAAGCCAUGAAGAUUGGCCAAGAUCUUUAUUAGGAUGUCUGCUCAGAAUUAAUGUAUUUUCGUUCACCUUUUUAUUUUCCCAGAUUUGUCAGAACAGACAUUUUGUAAAUGUUCUGUUUUUGUUGUAAUUCUGAUUCUUCUUCGUCUCUUCUCAUAAAUCAUAUUUUAUUUCCAGGGCCAAUAUUAUUUGAAUGACAGGGUGGAUUGUUUGAAAAUGUAUGUCACAUUAGGGGAAGGAUCUUUCAGAUAAUGACAUUAUUGUAAUCUGUUGGAUUAAAUAUUUGAUUUUGUAGUUUUAUUUCAGUAAUCUGUAAUUCCUUUAUAUCCCUGUUUUAAGAACUUCUCUUAAAAAUGAAGUGCAUACACACACGUACACACAGGCACAAGCAACUUCAAAAGCUCUGGCUAUUUAUGUCGCAAACAUCCCAUUCAGUGCCUUUGAAGGUUAUUGUCUGUUUCAUUCAUUUAGCAGUGGGUUUAAUAACAUUUAAAUAUGGUUCAAUUUAAAUAAAAUGUUUGAUGUGGA
Esox lucius (northern pike) is the source of this 3208-nucleotide messenger RNA. It is a transcript of the gene tlr2, whose product is annotated as toll-like receptor 2. Bases 6 to 2576 code for a protein of 856 amino acids. Gene Ontology annotation, molecular function: triacyl lipopeptide binding; protein binding; transmembrane signaling receptor activity. Gene Ontology annotation, biological process: toll-like receptor signaling pathway; immune response; inflammatory response. Lineage: Eukaryota; Metazoa; Chordata; Actinopteri; Esociformes; Esocidae. The record is from RefSeq and is a predicted model, not a curated record. Gene Ontology annotation, cellular component: membrane. The transcript has 16 exons.